AUGUCCACCAUUGCUGGUGAGAAUGUCGAUGACAUUGGGCCCCAGAUCAACGGCGUCAGCUGGGCUUUAACUGGCGUGGCCGGCGUCUUCCUCGGGACUCGAAUCUAUAUCAGAUUGACCGCCGGCCGUCGCAGCUUGUGGUGGGAUGACUACUUCCUCCUAGCAUCUUGGUUGUUCUUGGUCGUGGAUGCUUCGCUCUCGACCUAUGGCGUACAUCUGGGGUUCGGAAAACACCAGGAGGUUGUUCCUAUGGAAACUGUCUUCGACCUAGUUCUGAUAGCGAGCGUAUCGACCGUCUUCACGCUACUCGCCGCAGCAUGGUCCAAGACCUCAUUCGCGAUCACGCUACUACAACUCACCCGUGGCCCAGCGAAGGCGGGCGUCUGGGCAAUCAUCAUAUCCAUGAACCUGAUGUUCAUUGUCAAUGCCAUCCUUCCCUUUGCCCAAUGUGUGCCAACUCAGAAAGUCUGGAGUAUCGUUACGGCUGCCUAUUCGGCGACCAUGGAUUGGAUAUUGGCCAUCAUGGCAUGGGCAAUCAUAUGGAGAUUGAAUAUGAAGCUGAAAGAGAAGGUUGGAGUGGCUAUCUGUAUGAGCCUCGGCAUCGUCGCCGGCGCAACAUCGAUACUCCGCUGCAUCAAGAUCAAACUGGUCGAGGAAGACGACUUCACGUACCGGUCGGGUGAGCUGGCCAUCUGGACCGUGGCCGAGAUCGCCACGACCAUCAUGGCGGCCUCGAUCCCGGUACUGCGCGUGCACGUGCGCAAGAUCGUCACCGUCCACGCCGACGUCGCCGCCACCACGAGCAACCAUCCCGGGAACGACACCUACAACAACCCGUACCACCGGUCCGCGGCCGACGGCACCUUCCUGCGCAACCUGCGCAUCGCGUCCAAGGGCAGCGAGCACCGCACCGUCAUCACCAGCGGGCACCGCAGCUCGACGGGGGCGCGGUCGGGCUACUCUGGCGGUGGGGGCAGCAGGAGGGGCCGGCUGAGCCGGGACAGGCGGCGGACGAGGCGGGCGACGGGGAGCCUCGCCGGGGGGCUCGGGCCCGAGACCACGGGCCGCAUCGUCAAGGUCGACACGGUCGUCGUCGACUACGGCGAGCGGCGCAGCUCGGACGAGGACACCAGCACGCUCGUGGGCGACCGGGCGUCGUCGACGCUGCGGCGCGCCAGCAUCGAGCUCGAGGACAUGCCGGACCUGCCCAUGUACGGGGCGCUUGGGGACCUCAAGUGA
Molecule: messenger RNA, 1239 nt
Organism: Neoarthrinium moseri
Lineage: Eukaryota; Fungi; Ascomycota; Sordariomycetes; Amphisphaeriales; Apiosporaceae
Exons: 4
Coding region: 1-1239 (412 amino acids)
Source: RefSeq, a predicted model, not a curated record